AUGUUGAACCGAAAUCGUUUUAAGAAGUUGGUACCACAAUCUAAGGAGCCAGAAGAUGACGAUACUGAUAAUUUAAGCGGGAAACAGGCACAACAGAGUACACUACUUCCAAAGGGUCGAAACUAUAAAGUAUAUUGGAGACAUAUUUUAAUAUGGUUAUGCCUUUGGUUCAUGUUGAUUAAUUACUACGAGAGGAUGGUAGUUAAGAGAGUCAUUAAAAGAUGUAAUUGGAACCGUUGGGAGAAUUGGCCAAAAGGCGCACAACCUCAUAGGAUUGGGUUGUUCGCUGAUCCACAAAUUAUGGAUACCUAUGCUUAUCCGAAUAACACAUGGAUAACGUAUCAGGUAAGUAGGUUUGUGAUUGAUAAUUAUCAUAGAAGGAAUUGGAAAUUUGUGCAGUAUUAUUUGGAUCCGGAUACGAAUAUCUUUCUGGGUGAUCUGUUUGAUGGCGGUAGAAUUGCGAAAGAUGAGGAUUGGAUGGAUGAGUACCGGAGGUUUAAUAGGCUCUUCCCCAAGAUCCCUUCCAAGAAGACUAUCAUGUCGAUACCGGGGAACCAUGAUAUUGGCUUUGGUGAUGAAAUUAUAGAAGAUGCAAGAAAGAGGUUUACAGCAUAUUACGGCGAAUCUAAUGAUUAUAUUGAUAUUGGAAAUCAUACGAUUGUUCUAUUGGAUACUAUGUCACUGUCAGAUCAUAAAAAUCCUGAGAUUAAAUCAAUUGCUCAAACUUUUCUGGAUGAAUUUUCCCAAAGUUAUCAUCCAUUACCAAAAAUUCUGCUUUCACACGUACCGCUCUGGAGAGAUCCUAACCAGCUUCCCUGUAAGGGUCCUGGCAGAGAAUCAAAGAAACCUUUCCCUAUUGAAAGAGGUCCGCAGUAUCAGACGGUCAUUGACGGAUACAUUACGCCGGAAGUUUUGGGCAAAGUUCAGCCGGAAGUUAUCUUUUGUGGUGAUGAUCAUGAUUACUGUCACAUCACGCAAACGUAUGAUGUCAAUGGUGUAGUAAAGACCGCUGAAGAAUACACGGUGAAGUCUUGUGCUAUGAACAUGGGGGUUCAAAGACCUGCUAUUCAAUUGUUGUCACUUCACAAUCCUGAUGCAACGGGACCUGCACAAGGCAAACAGACAUGGCAAACUGAAAUGUGCUACCUUCCUGAUCCUAAGUUGCCAUUAAUACUUUAUUCGGUUUUCUUUGUCCUAAGCGUCAUGUGGUUUCUUUACAUGCACUUUCUGCCGCUUAGCUUUAACAAAAAUGUAGCAAGUAAAAUGGGGAAAGCAACUACAGAUACAAUUUCUUCAUUACCUCUACCAGUGAGUUCAUCUUAUGGCCAAAGUUUUCUGAAAACAAAGUACCAUGUCGAUGAAAAACCAAGGAGACCUUUCAAGAAUUUUUUGGCUAAUUAUGCAAUCUUGGCAUUGUUUGUUUGUUCUAUUUUCACCUAUUUUUCUGCAACUAUAUAG
Molecule: messenger RNA, 1458 nt
Organism: Zygosaccharomyces rouxii
Lineage: Eukaryota; Fungi; Ascomycota; Saccharomycetes; Saccharomycetales; Saccharomycetaceae
Gene: CDC1
Product: putative lipid phosphatase CDC1
Exons: 1
Coding region: 1-1458 (485 amino acids)
Biological process (GO): GPI anchor biosynthetic process
Cellular component (GO): endoplasmic reticulum
Molecular function (GO): hydrolase activity
Source: RefSeq, a predicted model, not a curated record